Messenger RNA from Ordospora colligata OC4, 816 nucleotides. RefSeq lists its product as uncharacterized. The transcript has a single exon. Bases 1 to 816 code for a protein of 271 amino acids. Gene Ontology annotation, molecular function: D-mannose binding. Gene Ontology annotation, biological process: endoplasmic reticulum organization; endoplasmic reticulum to Golgi vesicle-mediated transport; Golgi organization. Gene Ontology annotation, cellular component: endoplasmic reticulum membrane; COPII-coated ER to Golgi transport vesicle; Golgi membrane. NCBI's taxonomy places the organism in Eukaryota, Fungi, Microsporidia, Ordosporidae. The record is from RefSeq and is a predicted model, not a curated record.
AUGUUUGCGUUUGUUCUUUUUACCUUGAGAUGCUUGUGCACAGAGCAUUUAUUUAUGCAAGAGUCAUCGUUGCUAACGCCUUAUGUUGAUGGAGUGGGUAGUUUUGCGAAUUGGAAUGCGUUUGGUGAGUCUGUAGUUAAGAUAAAUGGUAAGAGCACGUUUAUUCAGCUUGGAUUUUCAUCACCAGAUAGUUCUGGAGCAAUAGUGUCUUCUCAGCCAAUAAAGCAAGAUAGGUUCUGCAUUGAUUUUGUUAUAGAGAUUGCGAAUCAAGAGAAUAAUGGCAAUGAUGGAGAGGAGGGAAUGUCCAUUUGGAUGUCUGGAGAGAGUACAUUUGAGGAGGGUGCUUGUUAUGGUCGGUCAUGCAAUUUUAAUGGGAUUCUUGUUGCAAUCAAGCCAUCUGGUAAAUCUUAUAUUGGUGUAAAGGCCGGAGAUGUGCAUGCAAACACACAGAAUGCCGACAGAUCAUUUGAUAAGGUGGUUUACAGAGAUUUUGUACCUGGUGAUGUUUUUAUUGUGCGUAUUGAGCAGGACGAUCAGCUUACGGUUUACAUAGGAGAGUCAAAUAAUCUUGUGCCAGUGCAUGGCUAUAAGGCACUUGCUAGUAAAAAAGACAAUUUUAUUGGCGUUUCUGCAUAUACAGGCAAAUACCCUUCAUCCAUGAGAAUUAUUGGGAUUGAAUCAUAUAAGCUCAAGAAUUUCAAACGCCUUGUACGAGAUGAGUCUCAAAGAGGAGGUAGUCUUGUGUGGAUUCUUUUCUUCAUAGUGAUAGGUGUAACGGGAUAUUAUCUUUACUCGAUACAAAUUAAAAAGAAGUAA